Stereum hirsutum FP-91666 SS1 is the source of this 1204-nucleotide messenger RNA. RefSeq lists its product as uncharacterized. Gene Ontology annotation, biological process: attachment of mitotic spindle microtubules to kinetochore; kinetochore assembly; protein localization to kinetochore. Gene Ontology annotation, cellular component: kinetochore. The coding region runs from base 1 to 1140 and encodes 379 amino acids. Lineage: Eukaryota; Fungi; Basidiomycota; Agaricomycetes; Russulales; Stereaceae. The record is from RefSeq and is a predicted model, not a curated record. The transcript is spliced from 4 exons.
AUGGCCUCUACACGAGCGGAGGCCCCAGGCGCGGUAGCAUCAUCGUCGCUCGCGUCGUCCUCGUCUUCGCCACUCAACCUAGAUACGGCCAAACGCCUUCAAUCCCUCCUGGAGAGUACAGACUUCAACAUUGUCGAGGCGAAGACCCGAUAUAAGUCGAAACCCACCGAUGUGUUGGAGGACUUCAUGCUUGGAGGCGGAGCAGUGCCCGGAGAAGGUGGCCCGGCAUUGAAGUCACCGAAAGCGUUGGCGGGAGAUGUCGCUGCUCAGAUGUCUUUCCUCCGUAAACUGAAAUUUCAAUACCUCGAACAACACGCCAAAGACAAAUACAUCAAGAUCAUCGUCAAUGACGAAGCACCACUGAUCACCGCUGACGACAACGAAGAGCUGAAGGCCAGCAACGACAAGAAGAAGGCCGCAUUGAAGGCCGCGAAGGCGCGAUUAGCAGAGAGACAUGCAGAUGUUCGGAGUUUUGCGCCCUUGGUUGAGGAUGACUACAACAAAGCUCGUGCUAUGACAGCAGAAGCUACGAACCUCACCCAGGCCAUCCUCGAUGCCCGGCUCAAACUUACGCGUAUCAAGCAAGCUCACCCGCCACCCCGUCUCACGAUCACCACGGCCGAACGCCACCUCGAAGAGCAAGAAGAGGAAAUGCAGAAGCUAGACGAUGAACUAGCCGAGGCCAACGAGAAGGUGGCUAGUGUCAAGGAAGGUGUCAAGGAUGGAACGAGAGAUGUGGAGAGGUUGAGGGCGGAGAGGGCUGAGGUCGAGAGGGAAGUGCGGGUUGGGAGGAGGGAAGGGAGCGAUGGGCGGGUCGUGGGGCGGCAUGAUUGGUUUCGAGCCCUUUUGGUCCUUAAGCACAAGCUCACGGACCUGCACUCCUUCACACCCGUGUCCGACAACGAGGUGCAUCUCACAUACCACCUCUCGCCGCCAUCCUCGCCGAAACGACCACGAGAGGUCACUAUCGUUCUCCUUUUCGUACCAAACUCUCGACAACUUGCCGAAGCUCGGAUCGAGGGUCUGCCGUCCCAGGACGAAUGUACAGAGACGAUUGCGGCACAUGUGCAGGCGAAUGAUCCGGCAGGUUUGGUCUGGACGUUGUUGGCGAAGGCCAGGGAGGAUGUGGCGAGACUGUAGGAGUCGCAGCUUCUACCAUGCCUGUGUUUGUGAGGGUCGAUCAUGAUUGUCUUGUAAGUUACGC